AUGCAAGCAUUAAAUAAACCAGAAGACAAUGAAGCAGUUGAAACAGUACUCACAGAUCUAAGGAGAACAGAUAUACUCAUAAUUCAUGGAAAGCUAGGUACCGGUGUAUCAAUUACUGGAAAAAAUGCCAUAAAAAGCUUCGCAAACAGCAAUGCUGGAUGGAAGCCUCAACAUUUACAUUAUCGUGAUAAUAUAGAACCAUCACUUACGGAUCGAAAAAUUGUUUUUAUCGAUGGUUGGUUCGGACUUUGGAAUCGAAAUCCUUCCGAAGAAAAAACAGUAAUUAAAGUUCUAAAAAUCAUAAAACAAAAAAUGUCAUGUAUUGAGAUAUGUAAGAUUGUUAUUGGUCUUCGAACUGAUAUAUAUCACAGAUAUCAAAAGAUUUUUACUGAUGCUGGAAUAGUUGAAGACCCUCUCGAUCUAAAUAGCACAAGAAAAGACAAUCACCAGGAAAAAGAAAAACAUCUAAACGAUGCAUUGUUGUCAAAAGCAUGCAACCAAUCCAAUUGUGAGUGUAAAAUACUGAAUUGGGAAGAUUUAAGAAAUUACUCAGAUAUUGGAGAUCAUUUAAAGAUUGAUAUUUUAGCAGGAGACCAUGACUUGAUAUCUAAAUUUCGAAGAAGUAAAAAUUUGUUACAAACAUUAGUAUCUCAUUUUGAUGAGUUGAGAACGAAAGACAAAAAGCUUUACGGAUGCCUCAUGUACAUUGUUGUGAAAGGAAAGUACAAAGUCGGUGAAGAUAUUGAUCAGCGGAUAAAAAAGAUGUUUCACUUCGAGGUAACCAAAAGGUGUUUCCGACAAUGUGAAAAUUUAGGAAAGUACACUAAAUGUCUAUCCAGAAGUAAUCUUGUGAACGUUGAAGAUGAACCUGGCGAUUCAAAUAAGCCUUAUUUCGUCUUUAAGCAUGUGUUUCUUUAUAUAUGCGCUUUUCAUUGUUUGUUUCGAUUACAUCCUAAUCAGGUGAUGGAACAUUGUAACAUUGACGCAGUUUUGCAAAUAGUGCGACCAUCUAAUUCUAUAGACGAAAUAUUCUGUGUAAAGGCAAAAAACGAAACCACCACUUCCUUCUAUAAACAUGUUGUGAAGUGUAAUCAAAAAGUCGAAGAAUCAAUUAAUGAUCAUCCCCUAGUUGUAUUCGCUGUUGGUUCAAGCGUUUGAACAUUUCUUAUUAAUCACUUGA
This is a messenger RNA of Saccostrea cuccullata (small rock oyster), 1180 nucleotides long. RefSeq lists its product as uncharacterized. NCBI's taxonomy places the organism in Eukaryota, Metazoa, Mollusca, Bivalvia, Ostreida, Ostreidae. The record is from RefSeq and is a predicted model, not a curated record. Bases 1 to 1158 code for a protein of 385 amino acids. The transcript has a single exon.